Molecule: messenger RNA, 543 nt
Organism: Triticum turgidum subsp. durum (durum wheat)
Lineage: Eukaryota; Viridiplantae; Streptophyta; Magnoliopsida; Poales; Poaceae
Source: the annotation of a GenBank genome assembly
AUGCACAACCUGUUGUUUUAUCUGUCCCAGGUUUGGAUUCAACCAGAAUGCCCAAAAGUGCUUGCUCCGUUGUUCACCCAACUACGGUCUGUGAGUCUAGACAAUCUUCCGGAAGAAUGUGAUAUCUCUUGGACAAUGUUCCUUCUUGAAGCUGCACCAUCCAUAGAGGACCUUUGCAUCACAGUAUGGGAUCAUAAGUGCCGGAAGGAGUCACAAAAGAGUCGCUCCAGGAAAAUGGAUGUGCAUUGGGAGCCAUCUGAUCCUGAUUUCAAGCACAAGAAUCUGGCUAGGCUAACUAUCUACGGCUUACAGUCUGAUGACAAUUUCAUCGGAUACGUUAGACGAGUCAUUCAUGCUGCGGCGAAUAUCAGGGAGGUAUCCCUGCACGACAGGAAGGUGUGCCGAUUGUGUUGUGAAAAGUUUCCUCAUCUCGGUGUUCGUCCUUCAAGUUAUCCACGGACCAGCGAGGAAGUGGAUUUGUUGACGAAGAAUAUGACAGCGGCGACGGCAACGACUUCUCCUGAUAUUCACUUCUGCUCAUAA